CACUCUACAAGCGUGGAUAAAACUUUUGGGCACCCUUUACUCACAUUAAAAUCUCGAAAGCUCGUCCUAAAGCUGAUGGCAUUCACGAGCGGAGAGUGUGUGAUGCGCGUGUGACGUUUACUUAUGAAAGAGAGGAAGCGCUGAUUUUGGCGCUGGGGUUUGGUUCCUGUCCGCUUCUCCAGAACUUCAACUUCAUCCAGAAGUUUACUCUGAUUCUGAAGACUGGCUGAAAGCUGGACACUCGCUGAGUGAGUGUUGUAGGUGGGACGCUGAGCAGACACACAGUGGACGUUCCUGUUUAUGCCAUCGACCUGAAAGUCCUGCAAUACCCAUCAUAUUCAUUUGAUUGACUAGAUUUUCCUUCUACAAAGUAACGUCUGUCUGUGUGAAGUAUACUCAGGAGAAACUCUACCUUCACUUCUGAAAAUCUCGUGUUUAAUUUCUCUGCAUGAUGGGACACACGCGCCUGGUAGUCAUCGUACUCCUCGCCAUCGGCAGUGCGGUUUCUGCAGGUCCACUGUUACGUAGCCCAUGCGAGCUAUUACCAGUCGGUGAAGGUCACCCUGUGCAGGCCAUGUUGGAGAGCUACACAGCUCUAUCAGGCUGUGCGAGUCGUGGAACCACCAGCCUUCCCCAGGAAGUUCACAUCAUCAACCUGCGUAGCAGCAACACAGAGGAGCUGAUGGAGAAACCUGAGGUGGCGUUACACCUGCGGCCUAUCCAGUCUCUCUCCAUGCACCAAAAGCCGCUGGUCUUUGUGCUCAACUCGCCCAAGCCGUUCCAGUGGAAGAUUCAUGCAGAUAACCUGGCUCCUGGAAUUAAAAGGACCUUCCACGUGUCAGAUGGCUCUGUUGUGCAAUUUGAGAAUGGAAAUCUGUCCCUUUCUUGUGAGGUGCAGAGAGCCAUGUUACCACAUGGAAACGAGCAUCUGAUGUCCUGGGCUAAAAGCCAGUACCGUGCCAUUACCUCCUUUACCGAGCUCAAGAUGACCCAUGACAUCUUUAUCAAAGUGGGAGAAGAUGCUGUGUUUUCUGACACCUGCAAAAUUGACAACAAAUUUCUGUCUCUGAACUACCUGGGGAGUUAUGUCCAGCCUCAGGCAUCCAAAGGAUGUGUCCUCUCUGGUCCCAGUGUUGAUCAAGAGGUACACAUCAUCGAGUUGCAGGCCCCAAACUCCAGCAGUGCCUUGCAGGUGGAUGUGACGGUGGAUUUAAGGCCAGUGGAACCAGACAUGCCCCUGCACCGUGACAUUGUGUUGCUCCUCAGAUGUGAAAAGUCUGUCAACUGGGUGAUUAAGGCCUACAGUGUCAUCGGCAAACUGCACAUAGUGACAUCAGACAGUGUUAGCCUGAAUGCUAGCACGGAGCGACUGAUGCAGGUGUCUAAAGCUGUGAAGCAGAAGCUGCCUGCAGGAGCUCAGGCUCUGAUCCAGUGGGCUGAGGAGAACAACUAUGGCCCUGUCACUUCCUAUACCAGCACUGCUGUGGCCAACAUCUUCCACCUGCGUGUUAGAGAAAAAGAAGUGGUGGAUCCGUUAGAGAGCAUGUUUCCCCCAGAGCUUUCAAUCCUGAGAAACACAGAUCCUCGUGAACACACUCGUCCCGACCUCCCCUUCCUGUUUCCCCCGGGGAUGGACCAGAAUCCAUCCUUUCCUUUCACCCCUACUCUGGAGGAGCAGGCAUGGCCAAAUCGGGGUCCUGAGGAGCAGCAUGAAGCUCUGAGUGGGAUUCUCAGUGUGCAGUGUGAGGAGAGUAAGAUGGUCGUGAGCAUUGACAAGGAGAGCCUGCAGGCAACAGGUAUAAAUAAAGCCAACAUAACCCUGCAGGACCCACAAUGCAAAGCAAUAUCCAACUCCACCCACUACAUCCUGGAGACUCCACUGACUGGCUGUCAAACUACUAAAUACCCCUUGCACCACCCCAGCCCAAUGGACCUCUACAUCAAUUCAAUUGUGAUCAGACAUUCAGAAAGCAGGGACGGCAGCGGCUGGCCAACGGAUGAUGAAGACCUGGACUCAGGAGACGUACUGCUCUCAGACGGACCAUCUGUACGCCACCCAACCAUUUUGUUUAACUGUACGUACCGUAAGGUUGAAGAUGCUUCUCCUCACUUUCCCUGGCCUCGACGAGAUGUUAAGCAAGAACCUGUGGAAAACAUGACAUUCAGCAUGGAGCUGUACAACACCAGCCUGUUCCACCAUCCACAACCUCCUUCCUUCAUCCAGGUCAUGGACAACAAGCCUGUUUUUGUGGAGAUCUCUGCCACUAAAGCAGAUCCUGAACUGAGCUUCAUGAUACAAACAUGUUUCAUCUCUGCAAAUUCUAAUCAUGAGAUGCCAUCUGAUUACGUACUCAUUGAAAACAUUUGUCCCACGGACGAGUCCGUCUCUUACUACUCUUCGAAAGUGGAUAAGAAGCGCUUCAGCUUUGAAUUCAGGUCGAAGUUCAAGGUGCCUUUGCUAUUCCUGCACUGUGAGAUGUCCGUCUGCUUUAAAAAACACCACAUGCAUCCAGGACUGCCAGAGUGUAUGCACCCUAAUGAUGCCUGUACAAAUGUCAGUGGGGAAACCAUCAUCAAAAUGAUGAUGAACAGCAAAACCUCCACAAAGCCACUGGUGGUCAUCAGUGAUGACGACGGCACUGAAGGUGAUGAUGAUUUUGAUAAAGCAUACACACACGAAAUAAGACCUGAGUCUACAACCCACAAGCCACCAGGUUUUCCGGAUAACCCCCCUUCCACUCACGUGUAUGCCCUGGACACUCCGACUGUAGUGGGCAUCGCCUUUGCAGCCUUUCUCAUUGGAGCUCUUCUUACAGGAGCACUUUGGUUCAUCUAUUCACACACGGGUGACUCAGCAGUGAGGCAAAGCGUACCAAGGUCUCCUCCUGCAUCAGAGAACAGCAGUGCGGCUCACAGUAUCGGCAGCACUCAGAGCACACCAUGCUCUAGCAGUAGUAACGCGUAGCAUAUACACACACCCGCGCACACAAAAACAGUGAGUGCAGGUCUGGCAGGUCACCACCUGAGGCUCUGAACGCAUUCAUUUUUCUUCAACUUCAUCAAUCUUGGAUGCUUUCUGAAAGUACAUUGUAGAACAUCACAGCUUGCAACCAGUUUUCGCCCUAAAAUAGUCUGGAAUGUGCAGAAGGAGAAGAAACAAAGCCUUGACAAAAUGUGGAUGAAAAAUGAAAAAAUGCGGGUGAGGAACUCUGCAUAAAAACCCCCUACACCAGCGCAUUUAUUUUUAGCCAUAUAUGGUUGGAAAGGUCUGUUCAUAACAAAAGCUUGUUUACCGCACUCUUUCUUGCGGUGCAUAAGCAUCUGGAAGAUGAGAUCGUGCAAAUGCUGAGCUUGCGGUUGCACAAUGUUUGGUGUGCCAAAGCAAGCUCAAUUCUCUUUUCAGCCAAUUUAUAAUUAAUACAAUGUCUUUGUGGUUUUAGAGGAAUAAUAAUCCUAAAGGGAAACAAUAGACUUACAUAUUUGACGAAAACUAUUACAUUUCAUUUGUUUUAUAGAGAUUUAUGUUCCAGUGGAAAAAGCUUUUUUUAUUUAACUUUUUAUUUUUUGUUUUUUGUUUUAAUGUGCGAUGGACUGUUAUAAGAUUUAUUAUAACUGCCAUAAAAGCAUCACAGCCAAUUUAGCACUUAAUCUAAUUAUACAUACAAAUCUAUACUUAAAAUAUAUAUAUUACAGUAUGGUCAGAAUGCAUUUAUCUAAUAAAAGAAAUACUAGACCAGACGGUUUAAAAUAAAGAGGUAUUUAAAUAUUUUUGUUUUAGAGUAUUAGGGAAAAAUGUAGGAAAUCAAUGCUAAAAGCCACAGAAAUCUGACAGUGAACAACCUAUUUAAAAUUAGUUGAAUCCCAGAACAUAUAGCUCAGAGUUUGUUUUUCUGAGGUUUUGUUCAAAGUAAAUAAUCAUGUUCAAUUAAGAUCAAAAACACAAAAUUUACAAACCUCAAUUUGUUCCCUCAGUUUAAUUAAAUUUAAUUCAUUUUUAUUUGUAUAGCGCUUUUAACAAUGAACAUUGUCUCAAAGCAGCUUUACACAGAUAAUGUGGUGAUAAAAAAGUUUAAAUAAAGCAUAAACCUAAUAAUUAUCAUCAUCAAACUUUAUUUACAUCAUAUUUUGCCAACUAUUGUUUUUUGCCCUUUUACUUUAUAUCAUUGAGUAUUGGCUAUUACAUGUUAUGAGUUUAGACUAAACCAACAUUAUACUAAUAACUUGCCAAUAAUAGAAUAAAUUCUCACAUUCUAGGUCCUUUUAUAAUAUUUACCAUUAUUUUUGCUGUAGAAAAGGUGAAUUGCAGCAAUAUUGUCCUUUAGUAUCAAUGCCUUGAUACAAAUUUGACCUAAUACAAUUUAUAUAUGGGUGUACUGUGAAAAAUAAAUACAUUUAUAUAUAUAUAUAC
Silurus meridionalis is the source of this 4408-nucleotide messenger RNA. RefSeq names its product transforming growth factor, beta receptor III (gene tgfbr3). The coding region runs from base 449 to 2965 and encodes 838 amino acids. NCBI's taxonomy places the organism in Eukaryota, Metazoa, Chordata, Actinopteri, Siluriformes, Siluridae. The record is from RefSeq and is a predicted model, not a curated record. The transcript has 18 exons.